Molecule: messenger RNA, 1059 nt
Organism: Racocetra persica
Lineage: Eukaryota; Fungi; Glomeromycota; Glomeromycetes; Diversisporales; Gigasporaceae
Source: the annotation of a GenBank genome assembly
AUGACUUCUAAUGGUUCCACAAUUACUAAGGAUGGACUUUCAAACGUUAACGUAACUGCAGCUCUUGACGUUGAAGGUAACGUUCCUCUGGAGAGUGUUCAACUCGAUGGACUGGUAGUUUUAAAAAUAAUUAAACAUUGUCGAGAAUUUUUUCCUAGUCCAGUUACUGGUCAACUUCUCGGGCUUGAUGUGAAUGGUGUCCUGGAAGUGACUAAUUGCUUUCCUUUCCCUGGAUCAAAGCCCGAUGACGAGAAUGAAAUUGUAGAUGGUGCUCGAUAUCAAGUAGAUAUGAUGCGGUGUCUCCGCGAUGUCAACGUAGAUCAUAAUACUGUUGGAUGGUAUCAAUCGACAUAUCUAGGAUCUUUCGUAACGCAUAAAUUGAUUGAGACUCAAUACAAUUAUCAACAAACAUUUAACAAUAAGAGCGUGGUCAUUGUGCAUGAUGUUUCUCGGUCAACACAUGGAAAUCUAUCUCUUCGCGCUUUUAGAUUUACUCAAGCGUUUAUGGAGGCACAGAAAGAUGGAAAAUUUACCACUGAAUCACUUAUAAAGAACAAACUCACUUUUUCCACUAUUUUUGAAGAACUUCCCAUUACGAUUAAAAACUCCCACUUAGUGACUGCGCUUCUUCACUCAUUGGAUGAUUAUGAACAUGUUAUUCCAAAAGCUUCCUCGUUAGAUAAGGAGACUGUAGUUGGUCCCUUGACCCCCAAUUUUGAUACAUUGGAAUUAAGCCUCGACCCAUAUAUUGAAAAAAAUUUAGAGUUUUUAUUGGAGGCAGUAGAAGAACAUAGUCAGGAACAAAGCAACUUUGCAUUUUGGCAAAGAAGCGUUGUUAGGGAGCAAACUAAGAUGCAGGCUGCUCUACAGAAGAGAAAACAAGAAAAUGUACAUCGUAUUGCUUCUGGGCAGGAGCCUCUUCCGGAAGAAGAUAUUAUAAAGUCGUUUAAAUUUCCACCUGAGCCAUCAAGAUUAGAUUCUUUAUUAAUUACCUCUCAAAUUAAUAAUUAUUGUAAACAAUUAAAUCAAUAUGCUGGACCAACACUUGGAAAACUUUUU